Dryobates pubescens (Downy woodpecker) is the source of this 2581-nucleotide messenger RNA. RefSeq names its product family with sequence similarity 89 member A (gene FAM89A). The transcript is spliced from 2 exons. The record is from RefSeq and is a predicted model, not a curated record. Lineage: Eukaryota; Metazoa; Chordata; Aves; Piciformes; Picidae. Bases 310 to 720 code for a protein of 136 amino acids.
GUCCGAGAGAAAGCGGACCGCCACGCCGCACCUCGCCUCAGACAAACCCGCCGCGCUACCGCGCAGCGGCUGGGCCUGCCCACGGCGCACUCCGCACCGCUGCGCACCUGUGACUCGGCUCGGCCCAGGCCGGGCGCCCCUCCCCUCUCUGCCUCCCUCUGCCAGCCCCCGCACCGGCUCCUCCGCCCCCGCCCCGCCCGCCGGGCCUCUCCCCUCUGCCCCGGCCCGUGGGCGGGGCGGGCUCCGGGCGGUGCCUCCCGCAGCGGGGCUGAGGCGGCUCUUUCCGUCAGUCGCCGCUGGUGCCGCACCAUGAGUGGGCCGGGGCUGCUGGGGCCCGGUGGCGGCUCGGGGCUGCCGCCACUGCCCAAGAGCCUGAGCGGGCUGCUGAACUCUUCCUCAUCCGGCGGCGGCGGCCAGGGCGGGCGCUGGCGGGACCUGGAGCGGCUCUACGCGCAGAAGUCCCGCAUCCAGGACGAGCUGAGCGGCGGCGGCCGGGGCUCGCCGCGGCCGCCGAAGCCUCCUAACCUGGACGCGGCGCUGGCCCUGCUCCGCAAAGAGAUGGUUGGUCUCCGGCAGCUGGAUAUGUCAUUACUGUGUCAGCUGUACUCCCUUUACGAGUCGAUUCAAGAAUACAAAGGUGCCUGCCAAGCUGACUCUAAUGCAGACUGCACAUAUGUUCUGGAAAAUGGGUUUUUUGAUGAAGAGGAGGAAUACUUCUAGCAGGAAGAUCACCUCCAGGCUGACUGAGGUUCUUCGGUCCUUCUCUCCAUGUAAUAAACCUUAUCAAGAACAACUGGAAUCUGUAUGGAUCUCUCCUCCUCUGGAGAAACACCCAGCCAUCCUGAGUAGUGUUAAAUUAACUUAUUUUAACACGUUGUCAGUACAAGUUACUCAUGCAAAUACCACUUGAGGAAAGUGCUGUACUCUUAACUUUUGAAGAGUCCUCAGACAUGCUUGACAAGCGCUUUCAAUUUAAUUUGCAAGGUGGGUGUUUUCAACUUACAAACGUUGGUAAUUUAUAACUGGAAUUUUUAUUGUAGAAGACAGCAGCGACUUCCUGAGUUGUAGUAACUUCAUAGGGUGGGAGGGAAGCUUCUGCUGUGGUGUAAAUAGCUAUAGGUGAUUUCUUUUUUUUUUUGUAGUCAACAAUAUCAAUAAAUGCAUUUUGAACUGGCAUCUGGAUUCACGCACAUCCGCAGCUCUAUUAAGCCUGUUUUGCUUUUACCAGCUGCAUCCAGUUUUGUACUGGGUGGAUUGUUUACACACUUGAAGUAAUUUUUUUCCUCCAUAAGCUAAUUUUGACUUUUUGUAUUCCAAGCUUACAAGAUGUACGUGCGUUAGUGGAUGUUGGCAGGUUUUUUUCUGUUGAUCUGAUUUGCUUUCUUGGUACUGCCACUUGGCAUUAACUUUUAUACUAUCGUCUGGAUUCCUCACAUCAAUGUAGCUCUUUGACUUGCUGAACUCUAUUCUGAAAUGCUUUGCUUAGCUUUUACUGCACUGCAUAGUAAAAGCACAGCACAGAUUCACACAUUGUCUGCCACUGUGUGGCUUGGAAUAACAUGAACUCUGGUGCAAGUGUUCUCGAUCAUAUGAAGAAUAAGCAAACCUCAUAUGACACAGUGGGACAAAUUGCAAUAUUUUAUACUGGGUGAACUUUGUUUCUGUAAGGUAAACUACAGCUCUUUUUAAAAAGGCAAAAUAAGUAUUUUGAGCACAUGCAUUGCAUAUGUUAAAACUUUUUUAUACUAACUCACUCUUUGAAAGUGUAACUUAUUUUUGUUUUCAGAACUUACAAAAGCACUCAGUUAAGUUUUUAUUAUUUCAUAGUGUGUACAUGUAAUGCUUAAUCGGCUUGGAAAAGGAGAGUUGCCAACUAUCUGAGUCUUCACCCUUCUCUGUUUUGAGUAAAAUCAGCUCCCAAUGCAAUUUUCAUUUCUUAAUUCUACAGACUGCUGUAAAACAGUGCCUGAAUCAUGACACAAGCUAAUAAUUUAAGGCUUAAAUCUCUAAGAGUUUUUGCAUGGUUCAUGUCUGGCAUGCAUACAGCUUACAGAAAGUAUUGGGGAACGAACACAUUCUGGCAUAGAUCCUCUCUUAAGUUUUUAGCAAAAGCUAGGAUGUUGCAGUGAUAAAAGCCAAGAGGCUUCCAAGGUGAAACUUUUGUUCAUUCUCUUCAAAACUGGCUUAUUUUAGUGGAAUCAAAGGCUAGAAGAAUAAAGACUGUGCUGUAAUUGUGUAUGCGUAUAAAUUCUUAAUCUAGUUUGUGACUAUGGAUGGAUUUUUUUUUUCCCCCCUAUGUUAAUUCUGGUCUAAUCACUUACCCAAACAAAAAUGAAGGAUAAGGCAAACACAUAAUCCACAUGGCUACAUCUAUAUUUAAGAAGUUGUGAGAGUAUGUGUGUGUGUAUGACUAUAUAUACGCACAUAUGUAUAUGCAGCUUCAUGCUUUGACUUAAGAAUGUAUCAGCUUUGAAUACAGUUUGAUGUGCUUUUGGUAUUUAGAUGAGGCUUUUUCUAAUCUGUUAAAGUACUGCUAUUUUGCUCUUUCCUGACAAAUAAAAAGCAUGAUAUUUAGCAGAAC